AUGGCGUCACGGAAGAAGGUUCUCCUCAAGGUGAUCAUCCUUGGUGAUAGCGGUGUUGGAAAAACAAGCUUGAUGAACCAAUAUGUCAACAAGAAGUUCAGUGGAAGCUACAAGGCGACUAUUGGUGCCGACUUCCUCACCAAGGAGGUCCUUGUCGAUGACCGGUUGGUGACGAUGCAGAUUUGGGAUACCGCCGGUCAGGAACGAUUCCAGUCCUUGGGUGUCGCAUUCUACCGAGGCGCCGAUUGCUGUGUGUUGGUCUACGACGUGAAUAACUCAAAGAGUUUCGAGGCGCUGGACAGCUGGCGGGAUGAGUUUUUGAUUCAGGCUAGCCCGCGUGACCCUGAGAGCUUCCCAUUUGUGAGUACACCAAGCGCCUGGCCCGUCAGCGAGGAGCAAUUCGCUGUCCUCGUGGUCAUAGGCAACAAGAUUGAUGUGGAGGAGAACAAGCGCAUGAUCUCUUCGAAACGGGCCAUGACAUUCUGCCAGUCCAAGGGCAAUAUCCCGUACUUUGAGACCAGCGCCAAGGAGGCUCUUAACGUGGAGCAGGCAUUCGAGGUUAUCGCCCGCAGUGCCCUCGCCCAGGAAGAGGCCGAGGAGUUCAGUGGAGAAUUCAGUGACCCGAUCAACAUCCAUCUGGACAAUGAGCGCGAUGGCUGUGCCUGUUAA
Molecule: messenger RNA, 669 nt
Organism: Penicillium cataractarum
Lineage: Eukaryota; Fungi; Ascomycota; Eurotiomycetes; Eurotiales; Aspergillaceae
Gene: rab7
Product: Rab family GTPase YPT7
Exons: 6
Coding region: 1-669 (222 amino acids)
Biological process (GO): regulation of vacuole fusion, non-autophagic
Cellular component (GO): fungal-type vacuole membrane; vacuole; phagocytic vesicle
Molecular function (GO): GTP binding; GTPase activity
Source: RefSeq, a predicted model, not a curated record